UGGGACGUCUGUGCGCCGGGGCUCGGAGUGCGGUGGCGGCUGUGGCCGUACUUUUUCUGGGGCUGCAUCUCUAGCCAAGCUGUGGGGAGUGCGUAGCGGGGCCGCCGGAGCCCAAGGAACGCGUGCGCUGAGGCGAGAGAGUCCCGGGCCGCCGAGCGCGCGCAGCUGGUUCCCCGCGUGGGUUGGGCGGAGGGUCCCAGGAGCGUGCGGCUGACAGAGCCACCCCGACUCCGGGCAGAACCCAGGGAGGAAACGAGAAGCGGCCGCGCGCUCCCCGCCGAGUUGCAGGCUGCUUCCUCGCUGCAAGAUGCCCAAGAAGAAGCCGACGCCCAUCCAGCUGAACCCGACCCCUGAUGGCUCGGCGGUUAACGGGACCAGCUCGGCCGAGACCAAUCUGGAGGCCUUGCAGAAGAAGCUGGAGGAGCUGGAGCUUGAUGAGCAGCAGCGGAAGCGCCUUGAGGCCUUUCUGACCCAGAAGCAGAAGGUGGGAGAACUGAAGGAUGAUGACUUUGAGAAGAUCAGUGAGCUGGGGGCUGGCAAUGGUGGAGUGGUGUUCAAGGUCUCCCAUAAGCCGUCUGGCCUAGUUAUGGCCAGGAAGCUAAUUCACUUGGAGAUCAAGCCAGCAAUCCGGAACCAGAUCAUCCGGGAGCUGCAGGUGCUGCACGAGUGCAACUCACCCUACAUCGUGGGCUUCUACGGGGCCUUCUACAGCGACGGCGAGAUCAGCAUCUGCAUGGAGCACAUGGAUGGUGGGUCCUUGGAUCAAGUGCUGAAGAAGGCUGGAAGAAUUCCUGAGCAAAUUUUAGGAAAAGUUAGCAUUGCUGUGAUAAAAGGCCUGACAUAUCUGCGGGAGAAGCACAAGAUUAUGCACAGAGAUGUCAAGCCUUCCAACAUCCUAGUGAACUCCCGUGGGGAGAUCAAACUCUGUGAUUUUGGGGUCAGCGGGCAGCUAAUUGACUCCAUGGCCAACUCCUUUGUAGGCACAAGGUCAUACAUGUCGCCCGAGAGACUCCAGGGGACUCACUACUCCGUGCAGUCGGACAUCUGGAGCAUGGGGCUCUCUCUGGUGGAGAUGGCAGUUGGGAGAUACCCCAUCCCUCCUCCUGAUGCCAAGGAGCUGGAGCUGCUGUUUGGAUGCCAGGUGGAGGGAGAUGCAGCUGAAACGCCACCCCGGCCGAGGACCCCUGGGAGGCCCCUCAGCUCAUAUGGAAUGGACAGCCGACCUCCCAUGGCAAUUUUUGAGUUGUUGGAUUAUAUAGUCAAUGAGCCUCCUCCAAAAUUGCCCAGUGGAGUAUUCAGUCUGGAAUUCCAAGAUUUUGUGAAUAAAUGCUUGAUAAAGAACCCUGCAGAGAGAGCAGACCUGAAGCAGCUCAUGGUUCAUGCUUUCAUCAAGAGAUCUGAUGCUGAGGAGGUGGACUUCGCAGGUUGGCUCUGCUCUACCAUUGGGCUUAACCAGCCCAGCACACCAACCCACGCCGCUAGCAUCUGAGCCUUUGGGAAGCAGCAAAGAGGAACUCCUCUGCCCAGCGGCAUGCCAUGUUGCUUUCAGGCCUCUCCCAUGCUUGUCUCUGUUCAGACGUGCACCUCAUCUGUGACAAAAGAUGAAGAACACAGCAUGUGCCAAAUUGUACUUGUGUCAUUUUUAGCAUCACUGUCUUUAUCACUAUGGUUACUCCCCUAAGUGGAUUGGCUUUGUGCUUGGGGCUAUUUGUAUGUUGAUCAAACUCAUACCAGGCUGAACUAUAGUGAAACCCUGGUGACCUGGGUGGUCAUUCUUACUGAUGUUUGCACUGCUGUUCAUGUUCCGUGACUCACUGGCUGCCUAGAUUGUCAGGAUUCUCGGCCCCUUGGUACUUCACUCUUGCUGGUGACCUCUCAGUCUGAGGAGAGGGAGCCUUGUGAGACCCUUCACAGGCAGUGCAUGGGAAGCAUGCUUUGCUGCUAAUGAAAUGAGCAUCAGAUUGUGUACAUCAUGUUAUUUUUAUUUUUUGCUUUUGGUAUAGAAUUUAGCAAUCCCCAUCAAAAAAAAAAGGAAAAAAACAAACAAACAAAAAAACCCCAAAAAUCUACCCAGAGCCCAUCACUGCCAUGAUAGCUGGGGCUUCAGUCUGUCUACAGUGGCGAUUUUUAGCCUUCUGGUUGUAUUUCUAUAUUUAUUUUUAAAUACACUGUGUGGGGUACUUAGUGUGGUAUACGUCUCUUAAGUUUGGAUUAGUGUUUCUAAACAGGUGGUUAUUUUGAACGUCAUAAAUGAAUUACGGCAUCAGUAUGUGUCAGAGUUCUAUCUUUUCUCCAAUCCCAGCACCAAUGCUAUUGUAAACGUGUAUAGUGCCUACAAAUUGUAUGAAAAUCCUUUUAACCAUUUUAAUCCAGAUGUUUAUCAAAUCUAAACUCUUAUUCUAAUAAAAAUACUAUCAAGUUAAAAUAA
Arvicola amphibius (Eurasian water vole) is the source of this 2428-nucleotide messenger RNA. RefSeq names its product mitogen-activated protein kinase kinase 1 (gene Map2k1). Bases 308 to 1489 code for a protein of 393 amino acids. The record is from RefSeq and is a predicted model, not a curated record. Gene Ontology annotation, molecular function: ATP binding; protein kinase activity. The transcript has 11 exons. NCBI's taxonomy places the organism in Eukaryota, Metazoa, Chordata, Mammalia, Rodentia, Cricetidae. Gene Ontology annotation, biological process: protein phosphorylation.